Molecule: messenger RNA, 1560 nt
Organism: Morchella sextelata
Lineage: Eukaryota; Fungi; Ascomycota; Pezizomycetes; Pezizales; Morchellaceae
Exons: 5
Coding region: 1-1560 (519 amino acids)
Cellular component (GO): extracellular region
Source: RefSeq, a predicted model, not a curated record
AUGAAGCUCCUCUCCUUAUCCUUCCUCUUUUUCACCGCCGUACUUGGCAAAGAAAUCAGCAACCCAGCCCGCCAGGCCAAAUAUGUCUCCGGUGACGUCCACCGCACCAUUAUGAAGAACAAGAACACCAGUUUCGACAAAUCACGGGCUGAAGGUUUAUUCAAUUCUUCAAUAUACCCAAAGAUCGACACCUACACGCCUUGCGUCGACGGGUAUGCAGGUUCUGGGAUCAACACCACUUUUAGGUGCAAUAAUAUUGACCUAAGAUACUUUGUCCCUCAUGUCGAGCUUGGUAGCGCGACAGGCGAGGGUAGUAGCUCGUGGGGAUGGACCUCGGACGACGGUAGAGAAUUUAUUAUAAUUGGACAGGCCGAUGGUGCAGCCUUCGCUGAAGUGACUGAGGACGGGGCGUUGGAUUAUAUCGGGAGGUUGCCAAAUACGAAGGGGAGUGAUCCCAUAAUUUGGAGGGAAAUUCGUGUGCUGAAGCAUUAUGCGAUCAUUGGCUCGGAGGCAGAAUACCACGGUGUCCAGAUUUUCGACUUGAAAAAGCUUAUUGAGCUUAAGCCUUCCAGGGACGAGCCCUGCACAUCACCAAAAGUCUUUGACCCCGAGACAGAUGUCACAGGAAUGUUCACAGACCUGCCGCUUGGUGCGUCCCACAACAUUGUCAUCAACGAGGACUUCGGAUAUGCCGUAAGUGUUGGCGCCCGCCCUCGCAACUCCACCUGUGCAUCCGGACUCAUCUUCAUCGAUCUAUCCGAUCCCACCCACCCCACCAGCCCAGGCUGUGCUUCACAGGACGGCUACGUCCAUGAUGCUCAGUGCCUCGAGUAUAAGGGCCCCGACACAAAAUAUCUUGGCCACGAUAUCUGUUACGGAUACAACGAGGACACACUCACGAUCUAUGACGUGACCGACAAGAAGAAUUCGAGCAUUAUCUCCAGAACUUCGUACGAGGGCGCAAUGUACACCCAUCAAGGAGCGUUACUGGACACUGAAUGGCAGGAGUUUUUGUUGAUGGACGACGAGUAUGAUGAGUUCGAAGAGUCUGGCCUAGCGGCAGAUGGACUUCCAGUAACCUUUAUCUGGAAUAUCUCCUCCCUCGAAAGACCCCUGCAGACGGGUUACUACAAGUCCGACACACGCUCCAUCGACCACAACCAGUACAUCAAGAACGGCUUCGCAUUCCAGUCCAACUACGGAGCCGGGCUGCGUGUCCUGGAUGUAUCGAGUAUUCCAGAGCACCCUACAGGUGCCGGUGUCCAGGAGGUCGGCUUCUUCGAUGUAUACCCCGAAGAUGAUGCAAUCGGUGGGGUGAUCGAGUUUGUGGGUACGUGGAGUAGCUAUGCAUUGUUUGAGAGCGGCUGGAUUGUGAUCAAUACCAUUGAGAGGGGCGUGUUUGUGGUAAGGAUGCAGGACAAGCAUUACGGUGAUGGCUGGGAGGAGUAUGAAGAUGAUGAGGGCACUGAUGGUGAGAAUACUGAUGGUGAGGAUGACGAUGGUGAGGAUGACGAUGGUGAGGAUGAUUAUAACGGUCGAAAUAAGACCAGCAAGGGGUAG